This is a messenger RNA of Pelagomonas calceolata, 5016 nucleotides long. The record is from the annotation of a GenBank genome assembly. NCBI's taxonomy places the organism in Eukaryota, Pelagophyceae, Pelagomonadales, Pelagomonadaceae.
GGUCUGCGGUGAGGGUUUGGUUUGAUCGAGUCGUUGCCCUUGUGCCAGCCUGCUGGCCGUGAAUGCUGGUGCAAGAACAACUUGAGUGACUCACAAGCGAGCAGUUUUAAAUUCGAGCUUCAGCGCGUGCCUUAGGGACACAAGAGGGCAGUCCAGCAGCUCACACCGCACUGGCUACAACGUAGCGGCUGCGCGACACCAAGAGAUGUCCUUCGCGAGACGGACAGCCGCCGUCGUCCAGCAGUGCUCGCGCAAACAACCGCGGCAGCCGGUCAGCCGCCGGCGCAGCGACGAGGCGGUCGACGAGCCGCCGCGGCAGCACAUGAGCCGGCCGCAGCAACUGAGCCGGCCGUCCCUGACCACGUUCGAGGACCGCGUCACGAGCGUCACCCAGGAACUGGUCGGCGCCUACGCCCAGCGGACGACGCUGCUCGAGGCCGAGGUCAGCGGCCUACGAUCAGAUUUGGAGCAGCGCAAACGGGCGGAGGCCGAGGUCGCGGCCGAGCGCGACCGCCUGGAGGAUCUGUUGAGAAGGUGCGACGCGGACCUGGACGAGGAGCGCGCGGCGGCGCGAGAAGCCUUGCUCGCCGUCGAGCUCGUCGAGGAGGCGCUCCGUGCGUCGGGCGCGCACGACGACUUCGGGUCUGAUAGUGACGAGUCCUGGGCAGACAAAGACGGCCUCGUCGCGACGCCCUCGCCCUUCGCGCGCGAGACGCCGCCGCGGACGCCCUCGGCGCCGACGGCGCGCCGCGCGACGCUGCUCGGCGCGCGCGCGCGCCGCGAGCUCAAGCGCUGGACAGCGCGGCGCGAGCGCGCCGUGAACGCGGCGGCCGACGCCGACGCGGCCGUGAACGCGCGCCAGGCGCACGUCGACGCGCGGGCCGCGGACGACGAGGUCAGCCGCGGCCGCCUCGGCCAGCUGCGCGUCGCCGCGGCCGAGGCGCUGCGCGCGCUGUCGCGGCCCGCCGACGACGCUUCGACGGACGAAUUAGAUAUGCGCGUCCGGGCCGCGCGCGACGCGCUCAGGCGCGUGGCCGCGACGAUCGCGCGCGAUUUGGCGGACCUCGACGUGCGCGAGGCGGCGCUGAGCGCGCGCGAACUUUCAGGGGAUGCGCUGCGGGGCGGCGUCGACAACUGGCGGGGCCGCGCCGCGGCCGCGCGCCGUGCGUGCGCCGCCGACGAGGCGCGCAAGGCCGUCGUCGCGGAGCAGGUCGCCGCCUUGGAAAACGAGCGCCGGCGCCGCGAGGAGGUCAAGGCGCGCCAGGAGCGGGCGCUGGCCAAGCUGACGGCGGCGACCGCCGCCGCCGAGGCGCGCGCGCGGGACGCGCUCGACGAGACGACGCGGGCGACCGACGCCGCCGCGCGGUCGACGGCCGUCGCGGACCAGGCGGCCCUGGCCGAGGAAGACAACGCUCGCCGGCGAACUGAGGCCGAGGCGGCGCGCAUCGCGGCGGAGGAGCGCGCUGCGCGCGCCGAGGCCGCGGCAUUGGCUUCGGAGGCGCGGGCGGCGUCAUUGCUCGCGAGGGAACAGAACGCCGCGCGCUCCCUCAAGCACUUCGCUGAUGAUUUGGCGCGGCGGCGGCGCGCCGCGGCCGCGGGCGACGCGUUAUUCGUCGCGCACGGCGCCGCGCGGCGCGCCGAGGCCGUCGCUACGACCGCCGCGACCGUCGCGACAGCCACGACGCGCAUGGCGGCGGCGACCUUCGCGACCUUCGCGGCGGAGGAAACGACGCGGGAGAGCCUCCGGGCCGCCGACGCCGCCAAGGACUUAAGAGAGUUGCGCCUCGCGGCGGCCUCCGCGGCGACGGCGGCGCGCGACGCGGCCCUCGCCGAGGGCCGGCGGCUCGAGGCCUCGGCGGCGCAGAUUCGGGCCGCGUCCGACGAGCGCGCGCUGCUCGCCGACGCCCGGGACGAGGAGACCCUGGCGGCCCUGCGCGAGGCCCACACGCAGCGGAAAAGCGCCGAGGCCGAUCGGAAGAAUGCGGACGACGUCGCGCUCGCGCAGCGCGCGGUCGACGCGGCCCUGGCGGCUCAAAAAUGCGCCAUCGACGAAGCGGACGCGCAGAGCCGCCGGGAGCUGGCCGAGACGGCCGCCGCCGCGCGCGACGAGCUUGCCGUCGCGAGAAAGGCCCUGGACGCGGACCGCGAGGCGCUCGCCGCGCGGUGCCGCGAGGCCGACCAACAAACCCAGCGCGACGCCGCCUGGCACAAAGCAACAACCAAAGCGACGAAGGCGCGCGAGGCGGCGUCCGUCGAGGAGGCCGAGCGUCUGGAGACGCAGCGCCAGGCCCUCGAGACCGAGGCGUCGAGGCUGGUGGAGCGGGAGCGAGCCCUCGAGGCCGAAUCCGAGAAGCUGAGGGUCGCGACGGAGGACCUCGCGGCGGAGGUAGACGAGGCAGCGCGCGCGGCUACGGAGGCGUCGGCGCAGCAGGCCGCCGCCGCGGCCCGGGCCGCCCAAGUCGAGGCGGCCGCCGCAUCGCUCAAGAGCGAUCGAGCCGCCUUCGAGCAACGGCGGGCGGACCUCGCGAAAGCCGUCAAGGGCGAGGCGGCCCAGGUCGCCGCGCGUACUCACGAGGCCGACCUGCGCGUCGCCGAGGCCGUCGCGGCCGAGGGCGCCGCGCGGGCCCAAGUAUCGCAAUUGGAGGAGGGCUCCGCGGCAGACGCGGCCGUCGGCGACGCUUUGAAAGCUGAGGCGGCCCGCCUCGCGUCGCUGUACGACGACGCGCUCCGCGCCGACUCGGACGCGCGGCGGACGGCGCGCGCGACCGCGAUGCGAGCGGACGCGGCGGCGGCCGACGUGGCCGCGCGGCGCGCCCACGUCGAGGACCGCUGCCGCGCCGCGGACGAGCGCCUCGCCAAGGCCGACGCCGCGAUCGCCGACGCUAUUCAAGCGAGAGACGACGCUCUGUUGAAGGCGAAGCAGGCGCAGCACCACGCCGAGCAGGCCCUGGCGACGCAGAAGCAGUGCGACGCGCACGAGCUCGCGCUGCAGGGCAAGCUCGAGACGGCGUCGACCGCGGAGGCCCUGGCGCGGAAGGAGGCCUCCAGUAUUCUCGACGUGGCGCGCCAGGAGGCUUCUACUAUUUUGGAAGAAGCCAAGGGCCGCGUGACGGCGGCGGAACGGGAAGCGACCACGAUCGAGGGCGAGGUCGCGGCGCUGCGAGCCAAGUGCGCCGCCGAGGCGUCGACGCACGACGCGCGCGUCGCCGAAGCUCGAAGAGUGACGGCGGCGCUCGAGAAGGACGCCGAGGCCUGGGCAGGCCGCGCCAAGGCGAGCCGCGAGGAGUGCGAGCGCGCCGAGCGCGACCUGAGCGACCUGCGCGACCAGAACGCGGCGCAGAGCACGGCCCUGAUCAAGGCGACGGACACGGCCCAGGCGGACCGCGCGUACUCGCCUGUGUGGAAAUCAAAAUUAUACGGCGCGUUCGCGCUGAAUCGUCGCGUUUUGGCCCCGGCACACUGGUUGAUUUCCACACAGGUCGCGGGACGCCAUGCUCGAGGCGGCUCAAGCCCACCUCGAUUUCGCGGCGCGGACGAGGAAGGAGGCCGAAGAAUCGGCCGCGCGCGACUCCAGGGCCCUCGCCGAAAAGCGGACGCUGGAAGAUGCGGAGCGGGAUGCGCGCGAGGCGCGGCUCGUCGGGGACCUCGAGGCGAAGAUUCGGGAGUUGGAGGAGACGCGCCGCGCGAAAGAGGCCGAGUUCGACGCGGCGCGGCGCCAGGCGCGGGACAAAGCAGACAAUCUGCAGCAGCGCGCCGACGCCGAGGAGGCGCGAUUACGUUCUGCAAGUUCGCAGGCCGACGUCGCCGCGUCGCGGUUGGCCGCCAUCGAGGCGCGGUGCGCGGAGCUCGACACGCGGUCGGCGCAGUACCUCGAGGAGGCCAAGCGGGAGAUCGACCGCGCGGCACAGAAGACGGCCGCCGCCGACCUGGCCGCGGAGCAGGCCCGAGCGCUGGCGGGCGGCGCGCGCCGGGAGAUCGACGACGCCGAGCGCACGGCGCGGGCGGAGGUCGCUAAGGCCGAGUCCGCGGCGGCGGCGGCGCUCGGGCGCGCGGAAGCCGCGGAGGCGGAUGCUCGUCGGCAGCGGGACUUAGCCGCGGCGGCCGAAGCCUCGUCACGCGACCGGGCCGACGAGGCGGCGCGAGCCUUUGCGGAGCGGGAUAAGCACGUCGCGAUGACUGAGGCACUGCGCGCUGCCGCCAAGAACGCCGAGAACGAAGCCAAGGCAGCACAGUCCCGGGCUGACAAGGCCGACGCCGCGCGCGAGGCGGCGAAGCGGCAUGCCGCCCGGGCCGCCGACGACGCGGUGCGCGCUGCCUCCGAGCGCGAGCGGCAACACCUCGAGGAGGCGGUGGCCGCGGCCGACGCGGCGGGCGCCGCGCGCGCCGGCAAGCUGCUAGAAAGCACGCUUCGCUUAGUGGCGACCAAAGACGAGCAACUCCAGGACGCGCGUGCGAAGCUCGACGCGGCGACGCGAGAAGUGUCGGAAGCGCGGGCGACCGUGCGCCGGGAGAUCAGCGACGCGAAAACGCGCCUCGAGGCGGAACGGGAGCAAGCCUUGCAGGCGCUCGAGUCGGUGCGGCGGGAUUUAGUUAGAGAGAAGGAGCUGCUCGACGUCCAGCGGAGCGAGCUCGCCGUGCGGACGGAGGAAGCUUCUGAAGCGCUACGGAACUACCCGACGCCCGCGGACGCGCAACGAGCUGUCUCCCGCCUGGAAAGCGCACUGCGGCCGACGCAGCCGCUGGCGCGCGAGAUAUUUCCCGGGAACCUUCCUCUGACGCCUCCGCGACGACGGCGCGUCGUCGACGAGGACCGCCUGACGCCGCCGCGGGACGACCCGCGGCGCAAGCCUAUGCUGCGGCGUGGGCUCUCGGCGAUCGUGGGCGUGGCGAGUCGUCGGCGGGCGGCGCGGGCUGUGGCUGAUAUAGGCGACCGCAAUCGGUUGCGCGCCGCGCUUUCGGUCUGGACGCGCAGACAUUCGCCGCGGGGCGUGAGUUUUAAUUUGAACGUGUGAACUA